Lytechinus variegatus (green sea urchin) is the source of this 3959-nucleotide messenger RNA. RefSeq names its product prolyl endopeptidase-like. Gene Ontology annotation, cellular component: Golgi apparatus; cytoskeleton. Gene Ontology annotation, molecular function: serine-type endopeptidase activity. The transcript has 16 exons. The record is from RefSeq and is a predicted model, not a curated record. Lineage: Eukaryota; Metazoa; Echinodermata; Echinoidea; Temnopleuroida; Toxopneustidae. The coding region runs from base 134 to 2566 and encodes 810 amino acids. Gene Ontology annotation, biological process: proteolysis.
GGGUUCUGCCCAUAGAGAUAUAUAAUACUUGUUCUGCCCCACAAACAUUCUUCUGAGAAAUGUAGAUUAUAGGCCUAUAGUAUACAAGUAAAUUUAACUGGUGUCUGGUGGUGGAUGUCAAUCAUAGUGCGAGAUGGAACUAUUGAAAACAAUAUUUCUCUAUCAACUAAGAGUCAACAGGACUGGAUCAGUGUGGAUCUCCAUCAACAAAGCCCUUCAUACAUCAUCAGGUGCUGCUAUUUUCAAUUCCCACACCUCAUCCUCACAUUGUAAGCUUUUGUCGCAUAGUAACGGAAGAAAAUUUUCUCAAAAUGUGACUGCAUGCAGAUCCAAAGCCAACCAAUUCAUUGGCUGUUCUUGGAGGAAAAACACAGGACACUUGAUUUCUCUUGAUGAACCAAUGACUUCUAGUUAUAAAACCGCAUUAUCCUCAAACUUCUCAUCAGAAUCAUUCUCUGAAAUACCUUGUGCCAUCAAAAGACCUACCAUAAAGAAGACAUUGCAUAGUGGAUACCAUUGGAUUGAUGAGUAUGCUUGGAUGCAGGAAGAUUCGUCAGAGGAAUUCGUGCGAUAUAUAAAAGCAGAAAAUGAAUUUUCAGAACAGUACUUCAAUGCCUCAAAGCCUAUGCAAGAAAAGUUGAGAGCAGAGAUGAAUAAAUAUGAAGAAAGCGAUUAUAUUUCUGAAACUAAUUAUAAGGUAUUAGAAGACUAUGCCUAUUAUUCUGAUGUAUCACAAAGUGGUUCUAGCAUUUUCUGCAGGAGGAAGAUCAGCACAGGAAAAGAUCAGAUUCUCUUGGACUCUGAUCAUCUCAUGGACUUGUUUGGUUACAACCAUGUGAUCAUCACUGGUUUCAAGGUGUCCCCCUGCCAGCAGUAUGUAGGGGCAGUUGUAGAGGGUAGCCCUGAUAGGUAUGAUGGACAUAUCAUCAAGAUGGAAGCUGACGGUCAGAGUUGGUUGGUGGAAUGCAUCCAGGAUAUAUCAAAUAUGGAGUUCCUUAAUGAGGAUUGGCUGGUGUACUCCAAGCCGUAUAAUCUUCAAGCAAGGGAAGUGUGGAGGCAUCAGGUCGGCACCUCACAGCAGAGAGAUGAAUUAAUCUUUGAGGAAAUGGAUGAAAGAUUCUUUGUAGAUCUGUCACACACCAAGGACAGGCGAUAUGUCAUCAUCAACAGCAACUCACGGACAUCCUCAGAGCUAUGGUUGAUUGACCCUUGCAGAAGCUCUUUUGAAACGCUACCUACUUUGAUGUGGCCAAGACAGGAUGGUAUAGAAUGCUACUUGGACCACUGUGGACAGACUUUCUAUGCCUUGUCCAACACUGGGAUAUCUCCAGAAUUGAAGCUCCUAAAAGCCCGAUAUUCUGGUGAUCUCCAAAGUAGUGAAACGAUCCAUUGGGAGGAGCUUUAUGACCCACUCCCAGGUCAUGUGAUACAGGACUUGGACGUGUUUGCCUCACAUUGCGUCUUGCCUUUGCUUGUCAACACCAUUCCACAGCUCACCAUCCUGGAGCAUGGUAAAGAUACAGAACCGUUGCACAUUGAGCUCCAACCUGAAUAUACCACCAUUACUCCAAGCCUCAAUGCAGACAUCAACUCCAGAUAUUACCAGUUUCAACUCUCAUCCCCUGUCCACCCACCAAAGAGGUUUGAAUUAGAUCUUCAGACCUGCAAUAUUGAGAAGAGUGAAGAUGAUACAAAGAGGGUCUGUUGUGCACAAAGCAAGAAACAUCCUGAGGACUUUACCUGUAAACGAUUAGUGGCAAAAAGUCAGGAUGGAACUGAAAUCCCCAUCACUGUCUUCCACCUAGAGAACCUGCCUCUUAAUGGCCAACAUCCAAUGCUGGUCGUUGGCUAUGGUGCCUAUGGGAGAAAUGUAGAGAUGGAGUACACAUCCCAGAGGAUGGCAUUGUUAUCCAAUGGAUGGGUGCUAGCAUUUUGUCACGUGAGAGGAGGUGGAGAGUUGGGGAAAGAAUGGUAUUAUUCAGGCAGAGUAGAACAAAAACCUCACAGCUUUGAGGACUUCGAAAGCUGUGUAGAGUUCUUGCAUUCCUCUGGCUUUUCCCAGCCAGCCCUGACAGCUGGAUGGGCUGCCAGUGCAGGAGCAUUACUCCUGGGGGUACUGUGUAAUCAAAGGCCAGAGCUGCUGAAAGCGGCAGUCAUGAGAAUGCCUUUCAUUGAUGUCCUGUCAUCCAUGUUAGACUCUUCAUCACCUUUGACCUCUCAAGAUGUAGAAGAAUGGGGUGACCCAAUGGGAAGUGCAGUUGAAAUGGAAUGUAUCUCUUCCUAUUGCCCUUACCAUAAUCUGAGAUCUCAGAACUAUCCAUCCAUUCUGAUCACAUCAUCUAUGAGUGACCAGCGAGUACCAGCAUGGAUUCCUGCAAAGUAUGUGGCAAGGCUGAGGGACAGAACAAGAGACCAUCGUCAUGGGCUCCACCGUCCUACAUUCCUAUUGAGGAUGUCUCCUGAUGGAGGUCACUUUGGGAUUGAUGAGGACAAUGGUGGGGUCGACCAGGCUACAUUGGAAUGGGCAUUCUUGCACCAAGAGUUAUCCUUGGAAACACUGAGAUGAGAUUACUUGAAGAAAUUAUGUUGGUGCUCACGCAAUCUUUCACCAAACAUUGGUUGGUAUUAAUGGAUUGAUGAACAGUGGCUUCCUGACCAAGUUCUCAAGUGCCAGUACAGCUGAAGGAGAUUAUGAUAUCUCACAAAUAUCUUGACUCUGAAACCUCAAUGAUUUCAAUACAUUGUGCAGCCUCAAUUUUAUUUUGCAAGUGAGGUUUUCUUAAGGAAACAAACCACUUAUUGGGUUGAGUGCAAAUAUAUUCAUCAGAAGCAAAAAGGCAUUUGUAGUAUUCAGUGACAUUUCUUUUAUACCCAGUACCACUUAUCACCUUGAACUUCUUCUUAAAGAUGUUUAACUGAGAAUUAAAGUAAGCAUUAAACUUCUAAAAGAAUUAUGUUGGGAAGAUUUUGAGGCAGAUGUUUUUCAAAAUGCUUUUGAGUGAAUAAGAGAAACUGAUAAUGACUACUUUAUGGAAGAAAUCAUCCCUUCUCCAAUGCCAUGAUUUAUUUCAACAAUUGUUCAAGUAACUCAAAUUCUGCAAACAUCAAAUCAGUCUGAAAGCUGGAAAUACUUUGACUAGUCAAAAUUUGACUGCAGAAUUGUAAAUGAUAAUUGUGAUUACUGUGAUUUCUUAAGAAUUACAGUUGAUAUAUAAUAUGCAAGUUAAACAUUGUGACUUGAGCUUCACUGACUGGGAAUAGUGUACAGUUACCUUGCCAAAUACAUGUGGCCUGUGAGCUAUUCAUUACAGAUAAAAUUUUCCAUGAUUUUGUGAUGGAAAUAAUUUAUUCUAACAUGAAGAAUACCUGUGAAAGACAAAUUAGGGGAGGAUAAAGAUUCAGAUAAAGACCAAUUUGGGCCUAAUAAUACAAAGCAAAGUGCUUCAUCAUAAGGUUAACUUUUAUGAUCGAUUGCAUUGAUCAUUAUGUGCCAUCAAGUGUACAAAUCAACUGUAUGAUCAAUCACUUAGCUUUGUGACAUGCCCCCCCCCCCCCAGUUUCUUUUGGUAUCUCUAUAGCAUGAGAGAUGUCAACCACUUUGCCUCAUGCAGCCUUUCAUGAUGGCUUUCCAGAAUUCCUCGUGCCAUUUAUUCAUUUCUGCAAAAAAAAAAUCUAAAAAGAGCCAUUUGGUUUGAGACUGAACAAGACUCAGAAUUUUUUCAGGUGCCUUUUUGUCUGAAACUACUGUCCUCUCUCAAAUUCAUAUUUCUUAUUGAAAGUUCACUAUUGUAAGCACUGUAUCAGUGAUCAUGGAAAUCAAAGAAAGUUCAAAUUCUACCAAGAUGUAUGACUAUUAAAAGAUAAAAGAAUGAUAUCCAUGAAGUUGACUCGUGUUGUGUGUUCUGUCCAUAAAUAUGUUCAGGUUGAAAUGCAUUAUGGGAUGUUAGCUCACAAGACCU